Molecule: messenger RNA, 2423 nt
Organism: Entelurus aequoreus (snake pipefish)
Lineage: Eukaryota; Metazoa; Chordata; Actinopteri; Syngnathiformes; Syngnathidae
Product: zinc finger protein 521-like
Exons: 8
Coding region: 138-1484 (448 amino acids)
Biological process (GO): regulation of DNA-templated transcription
Molecular function (GO): RNA polymerase II cis-regulatory region sequence-specific DNA binding; DNA-binding transcription factor activity, RNA polymerase II-specific
Source: RefSeq, a predicted model, not a curated record
GCCACCUUGAAACCGGAUGUGUCGCACUCUCUAAUAUAUCACGUGGUUGCGAAGCUUUUGUUUUGGAAGGCAUAACCGGAAACCCAUCCUGGAGGCGACUUCCUCCAACUGAAAUAACGACAACUAACAGCGGGAAAAUGGCGCAACUGGAGGACCUUCAAGACUUUAUAACCCAGCGGCUUCACGUGAUUGCUACGGAAAUAUUCGGUGCCGUCGAAAAAACGGUAACCGCGUACGAGGCGCAAGCUUGCCGCUUGAGGGAAGAAAACAACCGCCUUUGUUCGGAGCUGGAUCUUCUCAUCAAAGCCAAGCAGGAAGAUUAUGCAACAUUACAGCAAGGCCAAGACACCGAGAUGGACCUGCCCUUCAGCUCUAUUCCCGAAGAGGCUGUUCCGCCCAGUUCCGAACCCUGGUGCCAGCCGGAACUUAGCAUUCGGGAUCAGGAGGACCAAAAGUUCUCGCUACUUCGGGUUAAAGAAGAACCGGUUCUGCCUACUGAAGAACACGCUGAUCACAGUUCCAGCGUCCGUAUGUCAGAGCCAAAUCCUCCCCGACUCCCAACAGACCUGCCGUUAGCGUUCACCUCAUGUGCGGACUUUCUUCAGUGGGCUUGCAGUGACAGCUGUCCUUACUGCAUCAAGGGAUGUCAGGCCACAGAAGCACAUCUGAUGAAGAGACAUUACUCCUUUGCCGUGCAUUUCAAUGAAGACGGAAUAGAUACAUUUGUGGUGCCGUGCAUGUGCAAAGAUCUGGUCCAGGGCAGAAGUCACUGGCACUGUCCGUACUGCCGGAAAAUUUUAAACCGGAAAGGAAACUUUGAGGGCCACGUAUCUAAGAAACAUGGUUAUGCAACAUUACAGCAAAGCCAAGACCCCGAGAUGGACCUGCCCUUCGGCUCUAGUUCUGAAGAGGCCAUUCCGCCCAGUUCCGAACCCUGGUGCCAGCCGGAACUUGGCAUUCCGGAUCAGGAGGACCAAAAGUUCUCACUACUUGGGGUUAAAGAAGAACCGGGUCUGCCAACGGGAGAACCAAGUAAGAAUGGCCAAGACUCGUCUUAUAAUGUCAUGUAUGUGGAAAGUUCUGGCCAAGAAUUCCAUGAAAUAGAAGGAAUGGAGAGUAAUGAUGGUCCUAAUGUGAAGGUCAGUUAUAAGCACACGCCCUCUUCGGCUUCAAACGCUCCCAAGUCAAAAAGAAAGCGCCUCGCCAGAUUAAAAGCCCCUGCCGGUCAGACAAAGGCAGAAACGUUCUCCUGCCAAGUGUGCGGAAAGACUUUCUAUGACAUAUACGCGCUCAAAUCCCACGUGAGCGCUCACGUGGGGAAGGACUCCCUUUGUGGGCUUUGUGGGAAACAAAUCAAGGACACGAAGAGUUUAGUGCGGCAUCUCAGGAGCCACACGGUCUGGAAGAAAUGCGGACUAUCGGGUAAGCAGUUUUCUAACGCGGACAGUUUGAAACGUCACUCUUUGUUGCAUGUUAACUGUUAGCGUGUUCACAUUCGAACAUCCAGCAUGCUCACUGUUUGCAUGUUUGUUGCUAAAUUGGGCCUCCUUUGGGAUACACGUGAGUUUGUUCAACGGGGGCAAAAAACAAAGUGCACCAUAUUUUUCGGACUAAGUCGCAGUUUUUUUCAUAGUUUGGCCGGGGGUGCGACUUAUACUCAGGAGUGACUUAUGUGUGAAAUGAUUAACACAUUAUAUCAUUGAUGUCAUUCACGUAAGAGACUAGACGUAUAAGAUUUCAUGGGAUUUAGCGAUGAGGAGUGACAGAUUGUUUGGUAAACGUAUAGCAUGUUCUAUAUGUUAUAGUUAUUUGAAUGACUCUUACCAUAAUAUGUUACGUUAACAUACCAGUUGGUUAUUUAUGCCUCAUAUAACAUACACUUAUUCAGCCUGUUGUUCACUAUUCUUUAGACAUUUUAAAUUGCCUUUGAAAUGUCUAUUCUUGGUGUUGGCUUUUAUCAAAUACUUUUCCCCAAAAAAUGCGAUUUAUACUCCAGUGCGACUUAUAUAUGUUUUUUUUGCUUCUUUAUUAUGCAUUUUCGGCCGGUGCGACUUAUACUCCGAAAAAUACGGUACUGUAUUUUCCCGACCAUAGGGCGCACUGCCAAUGAAUGGUCUAUUUUCGAGCUUUUCUCAUAUAUAAGGCGCAUUAAAGGAGUCAUAUUUAUUAUGAUUUGUUUCUAAAUGUAAAAUACUUCCUUGUGGUCUACAUAACAUGGGAUGGUGAUUCUUUGCUCAAAAAGUUGCAUAGAUAAUCAUCUUCAAGCCGCUUUCUGACGGUCUCUUUUUUUGUGGGUGGUCUUAUUUACGUGGCUCACCUUCGACAGCGUCUUCUCCCCGUCAUCUUUGUCGUAGCGGUGUAGCGUGCAACGACGGGAGUGGAAGAAGUGUCAAAAGAUGUAUAUAUAUAUGUGUGUGUGUGUG